CACCGCUGAGCGCGGCUGUUGACGACUGAGCGCGGCUGAGCGCCGGUGGUCCUCGGCUGAGCGCCGCUGGUCCUCGGCUUCAGUUCCCCCGCUUUAAGCGCUGCGUGUGGUGGCCGAGCAGCACUGAGCGCGGGUUCCUGUUUCCUGACGGCAGUGAGUGCAGCUCGGGCUGGACCAGUUCAUGGACUCUACAGCGGAAUGGUCACCAGCCCGGGAGCCACGUUUGUUGAAGUGCUUUCCACAAAAUGGCUCCCUCUCCAUGAGCUCUGCAUUUGCCGCUUCGCCAGAUGUGGUGUGAUGCGCCAACAGGCCGCUGGAGCGCUGAUAUUUGAGUCCAGCAGUCCUCUGAGAAGAGUCGUGCUGAUUGGCGACUAGUUGGACCGUCUGCAGUGGCGGAUCGGUCACCCGUCGUGUUGGUUUGGGCUCAUAAGCGCUUUGCGUGCUGCACCACAGAUUGUUGCAUAACCUGUGGCUUUGUGGAGCUGAUCGAUCGAGCCUGCAGAUGUCAAAAGCCCUGUAGGCUAAGAAAGACCACCCUGGCCAGUAUCUCCCAUUGACUUUUUAAGAUCAAGAGCAAAUUCUCCUCUGCAACCAGCAUGUCGAUAAUGGACCACAGCCCCACCACAGGCGUGGUGACAAUCAUUGUGAUCCUCAUUGCCAUCGCUGCUCUUGGGGCACUGAUCUUCGGAUGCUGGUGCUACCUGCGCCUGCAGCGUAUCGGCCAGUCUGAGGAUGAGGAGAGCAUCGUUGGAGAGGGAGAGACCAAGGAGCCGUUCCUUCUGGUGCAGUACUCUGCUCGAGGCCCUCGGGUCGAGCAUAAGACCAAGCUCACCCCUAAUGGCACCGAAAGCCACAGCUAAUUUCUCUCCUUAGAAGCACGUUUUGUGUGAUGAUCCACAGGGAUCAGACCUGCUGGCUUCUACUGUAUGUUAGAGGUUAUGGAACGUUGAGCACUUGCGCUUAAGACGAGGGACUUUAGGUUCUACCACACAAAAACAAAACCAAUGCAUGCGUUUGUCUAGCUGCUUUUAAGUCACCCUUUGAAUUUCUUCCCCCUUUUGUGGUUGUCCGGUGGAACCCUGUUUAAUGUGAAACUAAAGAUUUUCUGCAUUAUGUACACUAGCUGGCCUUUAUUUACCUGUCAAAUAACGGACUGCGUCUUAAGAAGGCACAGGUCAGCCCACUUUCAUGGUGUUUUAGAAGAACUCUAAUUUCAACCAGAGCUGGCUCUGGUGUGAAGUCAUCUCAUGCAAUGGUUCAACUGAGAAAAUGACAAUGUUUGACAUCUUUUAUCUUUUGCUUUGGAGGAAGAAGUGGUGCACAUCUGAAAUGUUCCUUGAUACAGGAGACAGUAAUUGUAUAAUGCAUUAGACAUCUAAAUUAAACCUAUUACGAGUAACUGAAGAUCUGGUGGCUACUCGGGACCCUUUGAUUAUAGAUAGAUCUAAUGCUGAGUCUGUGAAUAGGAUUUGACAUGCAGUCAAAGAGCUUUGUGUGCAGCUCAGAAGUUCAACCUGGUCACACUUCUGGGUUAUUCUCUGCCAUCUGCUUUAUUUGUAACACAGAGACGAGCAUUUUUCACAUAAAGUCAUUAUACAUGCAGCGUUAGUUGCUGUCCUAGUUCUACACUGCUAAGAAGCCGUCAUGAAAGGGAGCCAAUGACCGGGUCCCAGUGUGUAGAGUUACACUGGCAGGAUCCCAGAGGUGUUCAUUAUGGUGGCUGAGCACAUGUCGUUGUGGAAGGUCAGCGUGUAAAUAUUAUUUUUCUAGACCUUUACAUUCAUCACAUUGAAGAUGACAGACAUUGUAGCCUGUUUGUUUUUUUCUUGUUCUUGUCUUUUGAUCAUUUGUACAUGUGAGAAACGAAACGAGAGAAGUGAUUUAUUUUUAUAUGAUAUUCAUGCAGACCGCAUUUGUAGAAUUCAUUGAUCCAUUUUUUGUGUUGAGAUCUGGUGGAAAGGAGACUGAAAAUGCCAUUUUUUGUCAUUGUUGUACUAAUAGAACUACUGUAGCCUGUAGUACCCGUAGACCCAGCAUACUGCCAGGGUAUGCCUUUCUGAGAGUGCCAUUGUAUUUCUGUGAAUUGAAGACUUGUUCACUUAAAUUUCCAUGAGAAGACCCCACUGCGUGGAUCAGAGUACGGCAUGUUAAUGCUGCCUACAUCUUUGUAACCGUGCUGUUUUCAAUCAGGCGAUUAUGUUGCUUUAUGUCACUCUUAACAGAAUUUCUAGUGAUCUGCUGUACUGAAAAAUAAAACCUCUACGUCUUUGUG
Pygocentrus nattereri (red-bellied piranha) is the source of this 2272-nucleotide messenger RNA. RefSeq names its product stannin (gene snn). The transcript has 2 exons. Lineage: Eukaryota; Metazoa; Chordata; Actinopteri; Characiformes; Serrasalmidae. The record is from RefSeq and is a predicted model, not a curated record. The coding region runs from base 597 to 860 and encodes 87 amino acids. Gene Ontology annotation, cellular component: mitochondrial outer membrane.